This is a messenger RNA of Mauremys mutica (yellowpond turtle), 4417 nucleotides long. It is a transcript of the gene GRAP, whose product is annotated as GRB2 related adaptor protein. NCBI's taxonomy places the organism in Eukaryota, Metazoa, Chordata, Testudines, Geoemydidae. The record is from RefSeq and is a predicted model, not a curated record. The transcript has 5 exons. Gene Ontology annotation, molecular function: protein binding. Bases 146 to 907 code for a protein of 253 amino acids.
UGGCCCCUCCCUUCCGCAGCUGCAUCCUCGCUCCCCAGCCUCACACCGGCGGCGAGGGCAGGUGCAGCGGGCGAGAGACAGGGGACGGCUGCCGGGAGCCCUGCCGAGCCGGGGAGCGAAGGGGGACCGGCUGCUCUGGCGCAGGAUGGAGUCUGUGGCUUUGUACAGCUUCCAGGCGACAGAGAAGGACGAGCUGCCCUUUCGCAAGGGAGACACGCUGAAGAUCCUGAAUAUGGAAGAUGACCAGAACUGGUAUAAAGCCGAGCUGUACGGCUCAGAAGGAUUCAUCCCAAAGAAUUACAUCAAAGUCAAGCCACACCCGUGGUACGCGGGAAGGAUCUCCAGGCAUCUGGCCGAAGAAAUCCUCUUGAAACGCAAGCACUUGGGAGCCUUCCUGAUCCGCGAGAGCGAGAGCGCCCCGGGGGAAUUCUCCAUCUCCGUCAACUAUGGGGAGCACGUCCAGCAUUUCAAGGUACUCCGAGAAAGGAAUGGCAAAUAUUUCCUCUGGGAAGAAAAGUUCAACUCCUUGAACGAACUGGUGGAUUUCUACAGAACCACGACCAUCGCCAAAAAGCAACAGAUCUUCCUGAGAGACGACGACCAGAACCAUGAGGUACAGGGCUGUUCGGCUGCCCACACAGGUCACGCCAGGAGGGUUGCGAAAGAAGGAGAGGGCAGUGCCCAGCCCAGCAUGCCCACUGCUCACCAGCAAAAUCACAAGGUGAAGAAGCCGAAGUUCGUCCAGGCUCAGUUUGACUUCUCCUCCCACGAUCCGUCCCAGCUGGCCUUCUACCGAGGGGACAUCAUCGAGGUGCUGGACUGCCCCGACCCCAACUGGUGGAGAGGGAAGAUCUGUGGGCGAAUCGGCCUGUUUCCACGGAACUACGUCCACCCCAUUCACAUGUGACCUGCUAGCCAGGGUCUGCCUGGACGCCAGAGCUCCCUGGCUGCCCAUUACAAGAUAAACUGCAAUCCCCUUCACCUGAUGCCACAGAGCUUUUAGGGGACAAGUUACCAGAGCACCAAGGACCUUUCCUAGGCUUAAAGCCAGACUUGGGAUGCUGCGCUGGACAGACCUGAACCUCUGGGAGCUGUGUGCCCCGGUGAAGCCCCCUGCGCUGCAGAAGCAGCCUGCGCUAGGCAUUUGCACAUGGGGUUUUCAGUGCGGCGAAGAGGAGGCGAUUUACUCAGCCCAGCGCAUAAAAAGGACGCGACCAGAGUGAACUUAACGGGGCUCCUAGCAAUCCUGAUCGCGCCAUCACUUUGCUUACGUGGUGUAUCCCUUCCUGGUCGUCCUCUGUCUAGCUGCACUGCAAGCCCUUUGGGGCAGGGACCUUUGUCUCACACCUUCCUGCUAAGUGCCAAGCACGCAAUAAACCAUCCUAAUCCCACUCACUGAGCCUGCUCUCUGAGGGCGAGGCGCGGGGAGCCUGGCUUUUCCCAGCUCCGGGGCUUGCGAGCAGCCAGGUGACCUGGCCACCCCAGGCAGCUGUCGAGCCAAGAGGAUUAAGAAUAACCCUUCCAACAAGUAUUUCCUUUGACUGGCCUCCUCCUUCUAGAAUCAGCCCCUUGCCCUUCCCAGAUCUCAGGCAGGCAGGCCCAGGGCCAGGGGCUUUCCCGUGGGGUUUCUCAUACAGAGCACACUGACCUCUGUAGGUGCCACCAUGCCCAACCAGCCCCAAACCUGCCCCUUGUCCACACCUCCACUCCACUCUGGAGCACCAGGGCCCUGCAGGCAGCUGUCCCGUCCCCCUUGGCGGGUCCCUGGGCAUUCUCCCUCCAUCCUGCCCUCCCUGCGUCCUGAAACUGCGGGGAGUUUUACUUCUACUCUCACAGCUGCCAUUUCAGGAGACGUAUCUUUGAACGUGGGCAUCUCUCCCGUCUUUCUCAGCCUGGAGCCGCGAGGACCUGCUUGGACGCUCUCUGCACUGGAGUUAUCCUGAGCCAUCAGCACGAGUGCAAUCCACAGUGAUUAACGAGGAGGCCAUGGGAGGGGACCGCACAUUCCUGGCACCUUUAAUAGGGCUUCACAAAACGAUCAAAGAGGCCGUGCGUCUUUUACUGCACCUGGUUACGAGCUGACUCUGACGCGCUGCCAGCUGGGUUCCACCGCUCACCCAGGGUGGAUAGAUUUAAUUCAUUGUUUAUGCAAAUAUCUCUCUGUCCCACCCAGUGCUGGUGUCGUCCCAUUAUCAAGAGAUGGCUACGUUCUGGGCCAGAUCCCACCUUGCCAGAGCAGGUGUGAUGCAGCUGAAGUCAGUGGAGUUACGCCCUCACGCCAGGUGUGGAUUCGGCCCAGUGAUUAGAAACGGCUUGGAUUGUGUGUUGGGCGGGCGGGGAGGCUGUUUUGGCCACCUUUAAAAGCCAGCGUCACCCUUGGGAAUCCUGCCAAGUCAAACUCCAAGUGGGAAGGGAGGCUGGCUCCCUGAGAAGAACUGGGGUAUUUAAAAAGCAAAGACUGGUGAAACCUGUUAGAGAAGGGGCUCAGAGGGGGAAGAGGCCCUUUUUGUUCUCUUCCAACUCACCACAAGCUGGGAGCUCAGGGAGAUGCUAUUAAUGGUCUAAACUGAAGGCCGUGGCCUGAACAAAGCAUAUAGCACCGUAGACUCCUCAGCGAUAAGAGGAAUUUGUAACACGUGCUACUUCUAUACUCACCUGAGCCUCAGGGAAAAGUGGACACAACAGUGGCCAGCAAACUAAGCUGAAGAAAGAUAAGGGCUCAACCUGGAAAUACUCGCCUAAGAAACAUAUGAUGAAUCUAUGGAACUCACUGCUGCAGGAUGUCAUUCAGGCAAAUGGUUUAACUCAGGGGCUCUGAAACUAGGGGCUGUGAUCCCUCAGGGGGUUGCGAGGUUAUAACAUGGGGGGGUCACAAGCUGUCAGCCUCCACCCUAAACCCUGCUUUGCCUCCAGCAUUUAUAAUGGUGUUAAAUAUAUUAAAAGGUGUUUUUAAUUUAUAAUGGGGGGGUCGCACUCAGAGACUUGCUGUGUGAAAGGGGUCACCAGUACAAAAGUUUGAGAACCGCUGGUUUAACUGGCUUCAAAAGAGGAUUAGCCACUUCUGUGUAUAAGCAAAAUGUUUUGUAGCUAGGCUCAGAGCUUCCAAGGGUCAUCCUAAGUCCAAGUGUUUCAGAGCACCACCGAAAUGUCACCCCACGGGCACAGGUUGGAUCAGUCAGGUGCAUUAUGGGGGAUCAUCUUCUGAGGCGUCAGGCCGUGGUCAAUGCUGGCAGCAGGGGGCACCAGACAAAGGUCCUCGUCAGGUUGGCAAUUUUAUGUUUGUCCGAACUCAGGCUGAACACUGGCAGUAAUGCCUUGGUCUUUCACUUGCUGAUCGAUUGAAACCCAGAGGGUAGCCUGGGACUAAAAGGCCACUUCAUUCGUGGGCACUUAAGUUAAAGGCUCCUGAACUAAGCCUUGGCUGAAGAAGGCUUGAGGCAGGCCUCCUUAGCAACCAAGCGUGGGCCACAGAAAGCAUCUGAGCCAAACCUGCGGGCUGCCUUGGCUUGUCAGCUGCACUGACGUCGUGACGGCACCGAGCUUCUGAGCCACAGGACUCCAGACACCGCAUCGUGCUACAGUGUGAAAUAUCAUCUACUUCCCCCCUCCCCUCCAAUUGGCUCCAAGCCUGGCUAGACUAAAUUCCACGAGAUCAGUCUGAACCCAGAAUACUCAGUGGGCUCCUCGUUAAUAUCCGGGGUGCAUCAGGGUGUCACGUUCUGACUACACCGUCGGGGGAAGGAGAGGCCAGCCAUGGUGUCAUCAGCUCUUUCUAGCUUCUAUUUCCAAACUACUAUUCAAUCAGUUUGAUUUUUCAUAUAUAUAUAUAUAGCUUGUUUCCUGAGGUCAUUAAAGAAAGUAAAGCAGAUCUCUCUCUCCACAGAGACAAUGAGACCAGGUUAAUGGUGACGUGGCUGGCAAAUGAAACGAAUCUCACCAAUGUACCAUGGUUCAAUAUCACCAUGUUUCAGAUAUGACCAUCUUCUGUUAGCCUGUGUCAUAUCCAGGGAAAUCGGGUAUGCACGCACACACCAGCUACUUCUGCAAUGACAUCAUCCCAUUAGGCCAGAGCUCAUUGGCUAAUAUUGCUUCACUCCCCAGAAGUACAGCCUCCAGAAAGGCAGCGCUUGCAGGACUGAUGGAACCCCCCCGCCAGAUUUCAGUGCUGGAGCCGCACAGUUCAAUAAUUCAGUGAUUGUUUGCAAGCAACCAAGCAGAUGGCAUCGCCACGGGGUGCCCCCAGGGGAUGGUCAGGCAGAUGUAAUUUCUAGCUGCAAACUGUAUUUUAAUUCCAAGAAAAUAAAAAGUUAUUCUGAAGUAACACAAGGGAGGUGGGUAUACACAGAACCUGCCGUGAGGCUGGUUUCCAUUUCCAAUUUUAGGAGGGCCAUCCGGAGCUAGAAAUACAGGUUACACA